AUGAUCGGCUUUCCUUUCGUGCACGCAGCAACCAGCAGCAGCGAAGAGCCUCCAGGGUCAUGCACACCGAAAACACCUUUGUCUCCCGAGGCCAGUUUUCAGCGAUAUGCGCAACUCCAGGAUUCACCCUCAGUCGAAGACAUGCUGCACAGGCUGAGACGACUGAGGAUCGAGGAGUACACUCAGGCCGUCUUCAUUGCUCCAAUGGCCAAACCUAACCUACAGGCCCUGGACAACACGCUGUUCUCUCUCAUGGACAAGGUCGAGGAGUUUCUGGCAGGCGACGGUCAAGUCAUGCUGAUUAUGGGUGAAUCUGGAGCCGGCAAAUCGACUUUCAAUCGACAUCUGGAGCACCGACUCUGGCAAGACUAUGAGCCUGGAGGACGUAUCCCACUCUUCAUCAAUUUGCCAGCCCUCGACCGACCGGACAAGGAUAUGGUUGUAGAGCAGUUGAAGACGACAGACUUUUCAGAGGGUCAUAUCUGGGAUCUAAAACAGAGCCACCAGCUUUUAUUAAUCUGCGAUGGCUAUGAUGAGAGCCAGCUCACCUCCAACUUGCACACCACCAACCUCUUCAAUCGACCUGGUCAGUGGGACGUCAAGCUGAUCGUCACUUGCCGCACUCAGUACCUCGGUCCUGACUAUCGUGAUCGCUUUGCGCCUAAGGCGACCGGUCAGUAUCACCGCACUGCCAACAAUCUCUUUCAAGAAGCCGUCAUCGCCCCCUUCUCCAAGGAGCAGAUCGACCUGUACAUCGAAAAGUUUGUCCCACUCAUUCCUCGGACUUGGGUCAAGAAGGACUACAUGGACAAGUUGACAACUAUCCCCAACCUCAUGGAACUGGUCAGGAACCCCUUUCUGUUGACUCUUGCGCUGGAGGCUCUCCCAAGUGUUGUCGAUGGCAGAAGCGAUCUCUCGAGGCUCAAGAUCACCCGUGUUGAGCUCUAUGACACAUUUGUUGAUCACUGGCUGAAGGUCAACAAGCGCCGCUUACAGGACCAGACGCUGAAGGAUAGACACAAAGCAUUUGAAGAUCACCUCGCGGACGGAUUUGUUCAGAGUGGCAUUGUGUUUCAGAAGGAAUUGGCGGAGGCGAUCUUUCAGGAACAGGACGGCCGACCUAUCGUCGAAUACUCCAACAAACGGGACAAGAUGUCGUGGAAAGCGCGCUUCUUUGAUUCUGAACCUGAGAUAUCCCUGCUCAGAGAUUCCAGUUUGCUGAGUCGCACUGUCAACCAAUAUCACUUCAUCCAUCGAUCUGUCUUAGAGUACUUUUUGUCUCGCACCGUUUGGGACACCUCCAUGGAUGAUAACGAGUUUGCUCCGCAUGUUUAUUCAGAAGCUACUGGGGUAUCUCUUCCUAUCACCGAUCUUCCACUGUCUAAGAGGAGUCUUGUCCCCGAGCCGUCGGUGAUCCAGUUUCUCGUCGAGCGUGUCCAAAUGCAGCCAAUCUUCAAGCAAUACCUUCUCGAACUCGUCGAGCUUUCCAAGUCGGAUCCUCUGGCUAGUAUGGCCGCAGCCAACGCCAUCACAAUCCUGGUGAGAGCUGGGAGACAUUUUAAUGGAGCUGACCUUCGAGGCAUUCGCAUCCCAGGAGCCGACCUCACAGGUGGGCAAUUCGACUUGGCGCAGUUUCAGGAUUCCGACCUAACAGGAAUCACCUUCACCAAGACUUGGAUCCGACAGGCGGACUUCACUGGAGCACGGAUGGAAGAGACACGGUUUGGAGAGUUGCCGAGUUUGCAGGGAGAUAGUUGGUCGAUCGUCUCGGGCGAUACCGCCGGCGAGAUACAAUUCUGGGAGGCGACCACCAUGAUGCCGAGGAUCACUUGGAGAGGACAUUCUCGACCAGUGACAACUAUCGAGUUUUCGCCGAACGGGCGAUGGAUUGUGUCUGGCAGUGACGACAACACGGUCAAGGUAUGGGAUGGAUAUGCAGCCACACUUGUCUCUACAUUCACAGGUCACACCAGCUGCAUCACCAGUGUUGCAUUUUCCCCAGACGGCUCACUCAUUGCUUCAGGAGGCUGGGAUCGAACUGUGCGACUCUGGGAGGUGAACUCGGUUGGAUUCGGUUUCGACCUAGACGGCGCAGUCGACUCCAAGCGAAGUGUAGCCUAUUCUCCUGAUGGACAGUUUCUCAUCUCUGGCAGUCGCGCUGGAGUGAUACAGCAACACGACGCGGAGAGUGGCGAGAUUGGUCUUGUUAUUCGCCGCCAAGAGUUCCGAGCCAAUUCUAUCGCUUAUUCGUCGGACUGUCGUCAGAUUGCCAUGGGUGGCUCAGGAGGCGAUGUCACAUUGUGGAGCACUCACACCGGCGCCCUUGAGAACACUCUUCGCGGCCAUACUACGAAUGUGAGAGUAGUUGCGUACUCACCAUGCGGCCAAUGGAUUGCUUCCAGUGACGACCUGAGGGUGCAACUUUGGGAUGCUCGAUCAGGCACGUCUAUUCAAGUCAUCUCUGGUAACGACGCCUGUUUCGUUCGAACUUUGUCGUUUUCGUCUAGCGGUGCUAAGAUUGCAUUUGGAGGCAAAUCUGGAACGGUGCAAGUCUGGGAUGUGACGACCGGGAAGUGCGAGAUUGAGAAAGGUGGAAGUGACGUUUGGUACUGCUUUGUGAGGUAUUUACCGAAGAGUCUUCAGGUUGUUUCCUGUGGCGGGGGAGAAGGUGCUCAUUUGUGGGAUGAAGAGGUCCGACAUUCCCGAGUCAUUCUGCAGCACAGUGGUAUUCUCAUCCAACACUUUGCAUUCUCGAGUUGCGGUCAAUGGAUAGCAAGUGUUGAAGAAAACAGGGCUCACCUGUGGAGAAGCCCUCUGGAGGAGAGACCACAGGACUGGAAGUAUGUGCUGGCCGUUGAGGGUUGCUUAGGGUUGAUUGAUGAGAUUGUCUGGAGGCCUAACAAGUUGGAAUUUGCCACCGCCGAUGUGGGUGGAUCCACUCGUGUAUGGAGGGUCGUAGAGGAGUCUGCCAGAGUGCGGGUCCAGCUGGUGUGGGGUACUGGAGGAAGUGGUCUUGUUGCCUCGGGAUCGGUCCUUGACGGUGCCAUUGGUCUUAAUACGCUCAAUCAGACCCUGCUGGAGCAGCGCGGCGCUUUUCCCUCCGAGAACCUAUAG
Messenger RNA from Linnemannia hyalina, 3114 nucleotides. NCBI's taxonomy places the organism in Eukaryota, Fungi, Mortierellomycota, Mortierellomycetes, Mortierellales, Mortierellaceae. The record is from the annotation of a GenBank genome assembly.